AUGACCAAAGGUCAAUUUGCCUUUGACUUUCUCGUGGUGGGUGCUGCCAUGUCCUUCUUUGGCUUGACGUAUUUGGGUUCGCAAGAUCCGUUUGUGGGUACCGUUCCAUUGUAUGCGUUCGAAGACGCCGAGCUCGUGGCUGCGGUGGAGGCCGUCGCCAACGAAAACGGCGAAAUGGCCAGCAUUGAAGCGUUCCUUGCUAACGUGUACCAUUGUCCCCGCGGCGUGCCCCCCCCAAAAGACAUUAUAAACCAAGUCCGUGCUUGGUUUCCCCAAGGAGAUUUGCCCACGGAUCAGUUUAUCACAGGCAUUCUCGCGCUGAAAGCACACGCAGAAGCCACCGAGACUCAAAAUCAAACUGAAAAUUGGACUAAGGGCUGCGAGUUCACCAGUGGCCUGGACUUGCGUGCAGCCAAAGUGAAACAUACGCGUAUGCUAAGGGACCCAAACCAAAAAUACGUAGCACCGCUCACUGACUCGCAAACGUUUGGGUGGGUAAAAGGGCCGCCUGUGAAAACCAUUCCCAAGAAGAGCUGCGAAGAGACAAAAUUUGCGUCGGCGAUGAUUCAGUCUGGUGUAAACUACUUUUAACGUUAGCUCUAGAAUGACUAAUGCAAAUCGAAGUUCAGAUUCUGCGA
This is a messenger RNA of Aphanomyces astaci, 638 nucleotides long. RefSeq lists its product as hypothetical. The transcript is spliced from 3 exons. NCBI's taxonomy places the organism in Eukaryota, Oomycota, Saprolegniomycetes, Saprolegniales, Verrucalvaceae. The coding region runs from base 1 to 591 and encodes 196 amino acids. The record is from RefSeq and is a predicted model, not a curated record.